AUGAUGAUACCACUCCCUGGCACAACUAGCGCACUGGCCAAGCUUUACAUGGCGCCCUGUUCUAUUCCUCCUGAGAGCUUGGAUCUAUUCCAGACGAUCAACCGGAUGUGCAUGCAAACUGCAAUCUUUCUCUUCCAGGACCGCGCGCCCCUCUGCCCUCGGAUUGCCCUGUCCUCCAACACGUCUUCGGUGCGUCAGCUUGUGAAUCGCUAA
This is a messenger RNA of Penicillium lagena, 213 nucleotides long. RefSeq lists its product as uncharacterized. The transcript has a single exon. Bases 1 to 213 code for a protein of 70 amino acids. Lineage: Eukaryota; Fungi; Ascomycota; Eurotiomycetes; Eurotiales; Aspergillaceae. The record is from RefSeq and is a predicted model, not a curated record.